GCCGUAGGGUAGCCUUGUCCUCCUCCCCGCUUGCUUCCUCGCUCCCCUCGCGCUUGCUUCCCUUCCCCGACUGAGAUUCUGAUGCCCGAAUUUCUUCGUUUCCGGUUGCUUUUACGAUCGCCAUCCACCCUUCGCAGCCAUCCGGUCAUUUGAUUGUGACAUCUGCGGCGUCUUUCGGCGACUUAUCGGACUUACGAAGACGCAGGCGUGUCUGGGUGGUGUGUUGGAACGUCUUAUUAGUUUUUAGGUUUUUCUUGGAAAGUGGAGUUCGUGGAUUUGAGGAUUUGUGAGGAUUCGGUUUGAGUUCAUCGAUGUAUGAGAGUUGGAUAGAGUGUUGAGUUUUUUUUAUUUCUUUUUCCUGAUAUCUUUUUCCGGUUUACUUUGGAAUUUGUAUCGGGGAUUCUGUGAGAGGGUUGCAUGAGCCGUCGUUUCACGGGUAAGUGUUGUCGGGGGGUAAAAUUGGGCGGUGUAAAAUUUAUUGCAGGAUUGUGUUCGUGGAAAUUUUAGGUUAAUAUCACUUGAUUCUGUUAGAAAAGUUUCACAAUUGGAGUGGGCGAAAUGGCGGAGGAGAGAUAUAAUAUGAAGAAUCCGGCAGUGAAACGCAUCCUGCAGGAAGUUAAGGAAAUGCAGAACAAUCCUAGCGCGGAUUAUAUGAGUCUUCCGCUUGAGGACAAUAUAUUUGAAUGGCAUUUUGCAAUAAGAGGUCCUUCAGAUUCCGAAUUUGAGGGCGGCAUAUAUCAUGGACGUAUUCAGUUGCCUCCAGAAUAUCCGUUCAAGCCUCCUGCCUUCAUGCUGCUCACACCAAACGGUAGAUUCGAAACUCAAACAAAGAUAUGUUUGAGCAUUUCUCAACACCAUCCGGAACAUUGGCAACCAUCUUGGAGUGUACGGACGGCCUUGGUUGCACUGAUAGCAUUCAUGCCUACUAAGCCGGAUGGUGCCCUGGGCUCCUUGGAUUAUACGAAGGAGGAGCGUCGUAAGUUGGCCAUCAAUUCUAGACUAUCGGCACCAAAGUUCGGUAAUGCAGAACGUCAAGCUUUGAUUAAUGAGAUACACCAGUACAUGACGAAACAAAGUCCACCAGUUCCUGAGGUGCCACUUGCCAGUAAGGAAACUGAGACGGCGGGGGCAAUUGAAGAUGCUGACGAGGAUGAUGGAGAGAGUGUGGAGGCUCUUAUUGCUGAAGGAUCUCGAAUUUCUGAGGAGCUUGUAACAGAUGCAGUGGUUGAGAACGUGCACGAGGUCCAUGUCAAUGCUAAUGCUGGUCCGCUGGCAGUAAGUUUCAGCGCAGAUUAUCAAUUGGCUCCACCAGCAAUCCCUAUUGGUGAUGCAGCCACAUUAGCCCAGCAAAAUUUGUUGUGUGAUGUCCAUCCUUCACAAGCAAGUUCUGGACCUGCCGUGGCAACUCAGGUUAGGCCUCCAGUGCAACAACCACCCAGUGAUUUCACUUUGACAAUGUUAGCUAUUGCCUUGGCGAUUGCAAUUCUUGCACUAAUUGUGCACAAAUUGAUGAAAUCUCGAGGGAUACCAAAUUCUGUAGAUUCUAUGCCACCAAAGAAAGUUUUGUACUUAUAGCCAGGUGGCCUUGCGCAGUCUUUUGGCACACUUAAUUGUGUGGGCUUAAAUGCAUCUUCUUCAAUAGUUGUUCUUAUACUUGUCCAGAGUAGCUUCGUAAAUGAUUCUCAUAGCCGAGGCUCUGUGGAGUCAUGGGAUCAGCAAACGUUUCCCCGCCACACCCUCCCCCCCCCCCCACCUUUUUUCUUUUCUUUUAACCCCCUUUUUAUCAGUGGUUUUACACCUCGAAGAUGAUUACUGUAUAUUGUAGGCAGAUUGAUUGGUGGUUUUUCACCCAACUACUUUGUUUAGUAUUGUUAUCAUUAUUCUAGGUAAACGAAGUGUACCAUUUUGAUAUCAAAAUAUGUCGCCUUGAAUGUCAUAAACUUA
Molecule: messenger RNA, 1944 nt
Organism: Physcomitrium patens
Lineage: Eukaryota; Viridiplantae; Streptophyta; Bryopsida; Funariales; Funariaceae
Product: ubiquitin-conjugating enzyme E2 32
Source: RefSeq, a predicted model, not a curated record